Molecule: messenger RNA, 921 nt
Organism: Eubalaena glacialis (North Atlantic right whale)
Lineage: Eukaryota; Metazoa; Chordata; Mammalia; Artiodactyla; Balaenidae
Product: histidine-rich glycoprotein-like
Exons: 7
Coding region: 1-921 (306 amino acids)
Source: RefSeq, a predicted model, not a curated record
AUGUCUGUGCCUGAACACUGCUACUCCUACUACCACCACGAGCGCACCUACUUCUACCCUAAAAACUACUACUACCACCACUACGAAAACAUCUACAUCUACUACAGACUUUACAACUCCUACCACCACCAUGAGCGCAACUACUUCUACCACAGACAAUACUACACCAACCACCAUCACGAGCGCUCCUACUUCUGCCAUAGAUAUUACUACUCCUACCACCACCACGAACGCUCCUACUUAUACCACAGACCACACUACUAUUCCUACCACUACCACGAGAACACCUACUUGUACCACAGACCUGGCUACACCUACCACUAUCACGAGCACUCCUACUUCUACCACAGACAUUACUAUGCCUACCAACAACAUGAGCACUCCUACUUCUACCACAGAUAUUCCUAUUCCCACCACCACCCAGAGCGCUCCUACAUCUACCACAGACACUACUACUCCUACCCCCACCACGAGUGCAUCUACUUCUACAACAGACACUACUCCUGCUUCUACCACAGACACUACAACUGCUACCAGCACCACAAGUGCCACUACUUCUAUCACAGACACUACUACACCUACCACCACCACGAGAGCACCUACAUAAACUACUACUCCUACCACUACCACGAUCGCUCUUACUUCUACCACAGACAUUUCUACUCGUACCACCAACAGGAGCACCACUACUUCUACCACAGACACCACUAUUCCUACCAUGACCACGAGAACACCUACUUAUAUUCCUACUACAACCAGCACCAUGAGCGCUCCUACUUCUACCACAGACACUACUACACCUACCACCAACACGAACGCAACUACUUUUACCACAGACCCUGGUACUCCUACCACCACCAGGAGCAUUUCUAUUUCUACCAGAGAAACAAUUACUUCUACCACCACCACGAGCGCUCCUAA